AUGUCUCCUGCAACUCCGUUGUGCGUGAAAGAGAUCGGUUCUUUGGAGACCGGUUCGGCCUCCGCAGGCAACCGUUUCUCGGCAGAUGGAGUGUUGAUAGUUGUGGUUCCAGGCCACACCUACAUUCCUCCAUCCAGCUUGGAGGACUUAUGUGAUCAGUUGCAACUGUUGUUGCCAGAAGAUAUGGUUUGGGUACCCAGCAUGAGCAAGAUCCCUGACGGGGUUCAGGCAGCUUUGAAGGAGGAUGAUCUUGAUUUCGCGGCUUUACAACUGGCACAAGAGGUAUCGGCCAAGCUGGAUGCCAUUGAAAAAGAGAUCGGAAAAUCAUUUUCACUCAGUUUCUGGUGCUUGGGGACGGGUGGGCUAAUUGCAAGAGCAGCCCUGGCGUGGCUUACAUCCCGUCAUGAGAAGUUGCUGACGUUUAUCUCUUUGGGUACACCGCAUCUCGGCCUCUUUGUGCCCGGAUUAUCCUGGUGGUACUGGUGGCGAGUGGCCGUUUGGAGGUCAUGUUCUUCGAGCCCACUUUGGCUGGAACAGGUCAUGCACAUGGAGGGCAGACGUGCCCGUGGAUCUCGGUUGCAUCGUCUCUGCCAAUCUGGCAACUUCCUUGAUUGUUUCAAGACUUUGGUGUUCAUUGGCAGUGGAACAGAUUCCCUGGUGCCCCUGUCAUCAUCGGCGCUUCACGUUUCAAGUUGUGAUGUCAGCAAGGCUCCUGAAGCACCUCGUCCAGACUUGUCUCAACCUAUACCUUCCUCAAGGAUUCUGUUAGUCUUCUUUCCAAUUCUGUGGUUGGCGCGCCUGCGAGCCUGGAGCUCGCUUCUUGUGGUAUCGAUUGGAAUUCUGCUUGCUUUGUUGCUCCCGGCUCCGCCAGGAAAUCUUGGCCGCAGGUUGAGAACUGUAAAGUUGCAGUUGCACGACUUCUUGAAGACAGUUCGUAGGGAGGUUGAGCCGGAACUGGACAGACACUUCGCGCAGUUGCUUGUGUCAUCUGUGGCCGAGAAGCUGGUGAAAGUGGAGGUGUGGCCUGACAAUAGCGGGUGGAGCUGGUGGUUGGGACAGGGCUUCGGUUCUCAUCUGCUCUCUGAGCAUGAGUGGAUCAAGACUUUGGUUCAACGCUAUGGACCUUCGUUGACUACCCAUCGGAAAAAGCCCCAGUCUUUUACUUGCAGGGUGUUCGGCAGUGAAGAAAGGCCGGUCACCAGGUCGCGGCCUGUCAUGGCAAGCACCCCGAAGCAAAAGUUUCGGCCGUCGCUGGGUGAGCCAUCGCGCGUCAGCAGACUCCGGGCACAAUCUCCUGGUGCCUCUUCGGUGGGUUCGGGUGAGGACAUUGGUACUUCACCUCGCAGGCGUGCGCUGUUCCCGAGCGGUACAGGGCGCACCCGCGCACUCGUGAGCUCAAGGCACUCUCGCGACCCGAGACCAGUCGGAGACAGAGCCUUCACUGCGCAAUGCGCCAAGAACGUGGUGGAACUCCUCUCUGCUCGGGGAUACUCCAAGACGUUCUCACACGACAAGCUCCUCAAGGAUCCUUCCACGAAAGAGUUCUACGACGUUUUUCGCUUCUUGAUUGCCCAGUUGGACCCACAGUUGGAAGUCGAAGGCAAGAUGGAAGAUGAAGUACCCAGUAUCAUGCGGCGGUUGAAGUAUCCGGUGGAAGUGAAUCGAUCCAAGCUUCAGGCCAUCAGCGGUCCGAAUACUUGGCCGCAACUGCUGGCGGUCUUGGACUGGCUCACAGUCCUUGUUCGCAUCAACGACGAGCUGAUUGAGCCGUUGGCAGCUUGCCAACUUGGGCUUUCAGAUGUGGGAGACCCUGACCGGGACGCAGGAGAUCAUCACGUUCUCAGAUCCUUACAUGAGAACUACUUAAACUUCUUGAGUGGGAAAGACGACAGUGGUGACGAAGAGAGGCUGCGGAUGAUCUACAUGCAGCGCCUGGAAGCCCUGCAGGCAGAAAUCCAACGGCUAGAGAACCAGCAGGUGGAAAUGCAGCAGCGGUUGCAAGAUUUCCACGGAGAGCAUGACAGGUUGCUAGAACUCCAGAAGAUGCCUGCUCAGCUUGAAGUGGAAGCCGAUCGCUUGCGCAGCAUCAUCCAGGCUCAAGAGCACAAGGUGCAGACCAUCGAGGACGAAAUGGUGUGCAAGGAGGCCGAAGAGCGCGAGCAGCAGAAGGAGAUUGAGACAUUACAGGCCAAGCGCGCGUACCUGGCGGAGCAGGUGGAGAGCCAGGCGUACUCAAGGAGAGACAUCGAGCGCUUGCAUGCCGAACGGUCCCAUCUGCGGCAACUCUUCAAGGAUUUGAAGGCAGAGGGCGAACGGGCCGAUGAAGAAGUAUGGGAGCUUGGUAUGCAAGAGAAGAGCCGAGCUGAAGAGAUCGGUCGCCUGGUCCGACAGGUCAAUGAUACGGUCGAGUGCUUGACGCAUGCCCUUACCGAGGAGGAGGCCGAUAUCUUUGACUUUCGAGUUCGUGUCGACUUGUCUGAGCCAAGUGAUGCUCUGGCAUCGCUGGCUUUCGACGAUCAAAAAACCUGGGCACAGGCGGCGUCUUCCUCCCAUGGCGAGCGGCUUCAACAAGCGGAGUUGGCACUGCACGAGCUCCUCGAGGAACAGCGUGGGCUGCAGACCUCUUUGGCCGAGAAGGAGGGCGAAGCCCGUCACAUGAGGGCGCGGCACGAGCAGCUUACGCGCAUUUACCAGGAGUAUCGUGAGUGGAGUGCUUCUCAAAUAGACGAUGCCCAGAAGACCACGGAAGCGACUGAGGAUGCUGUGCACGAGAUUUCCAUCGGAAGUGCAGCUCCUUCGCUGAGAGAUGCUGCGGAGGUGGACAAGCUGAAGUUGACCCUGGCGUCGGUGCAGACUCAGGGUGCGCACGAGCGGGCGCAGCUGGAGGAGCAAAUCCGCCGGGAUGAAGAGCGUUUGGAGGAACAUCGGCAACUCAUCAUGCGAGAGCUUGACAGCUACGCGAAGGCUUCGACUGCACUCUGCGAGGAUGUGGAAGCCGCCUUGCUGGUAGAUAUGGCUGUGGAAGUGGAUCCGAAUGCCACACUGACCCUCGCUUCCACGAAGAUCUACCGGACAAACCAGGAUCUUCCAGCAAUUCAGCGCAUUUCAGUCAGGAUCAGGAAGGGUGGGCUUCUCGUCCUCGCUCCUGAUCCCUUGGUCCCGUUUGCCAGCUCGCAGUACUCUCAGCUUAUGCGCUUCACAUUGACACCCGACACAGAUGCCAGCGCUGGUGACGGGGCAUCUGCUGUCAUCGUGGACUGGCUUGGUGCAGGCAGAAUAGCUUCCGGAGAGAGGUGGGCUUUUGACGAGUAUGCUUCUCGCUUCGAGUUUGUUUGGGAGGAGGGGUCUUAUGACACCAGCGAGGGCACUGCAGGAGGCAAGGUCAAAAGACCACGCCUGGUAGAAGCAGUGCGUCUUCGAAGAGAUGACUGCCAUUUUUUGGACCAUCCGCUUCAGUCGUUUGAUGCUUUUGUCACCAUUUUUGCAUGCGGACCGCAAGCCCAAAGAAUAGUAUGCAGAACCAAAGCAGUCGCGUUGCUGCUCGCCGCUCGAGCAGGCGCACGGGUUAGGUCUGAAGAGGCCAGUCGAUCUGGAGGGGGCCAUCCUAGCGGUCCUAGCGAUAUAUCGUUGCCGCAGACGAAAGGUCAAGCGCUCAUGGGAAUAACGACCGAUGAGAAUUCAGGAUGUACGGUAAUAAGACUUGUGGCUGAACACACUGAAGACGUGUAUCGGCUUCUACAUGUUUGCCUGGAACCCCUUGCGAGCUUGCUGGGUGCUGAACCCUAUGCCGAUCGAGUACAUGGUGCUGGAGUGUUUCAGAUCGUUCAGACAAAAGCCGGUCCGGCAUCAUCUGCAGAGCCAGGACAUCCCAAGCCAGCGUUGUCUCAUGAGCUGAACCUGCAGCAGCAGUUUGCUUUGUGUCACCUGACUGAUGCCACCCUUCCGGUUGGUGGCUUUGCUCACUCUGGCGGUAUCGAAGCGGCCGUGCAGCUGGGUCUGCUGAGCCGGCAGGAAGGUGACAUCGACGGACUGAAGCAUUUUAUCAAGAUGCUCGCGCUCUCAGCUUUUCGACUGCAAGGUCCUUUUGUGAGAAGUGCCCACAGGCUGGGUGCUGAAGCAGAUGGUGUUCCCGUGGACUUGAACGAGCUCGGCGAGCUGGGCAGGCUCGACGAGGAUUUGCAUGCCCAUCUUGCAGGCAGCUUGGCCUGUCGGGCCUCACUGCUGCAAGGUGCCGGUUUGAGUCGCAUCGGUCGCCGCUGGUGCAAUUUGUCAGGGCUGCCAAGAAACGGUCACUUUGCGAGCUUUUUUGGUCUUCUUUGCGCAAGGCUGGACCUACCGCAAGAAGUAAGCGUGCAGGCUUUCCUUUACUGCAAUGUUCGAGAUGCGGUUUCGGCUGCAGUUCGCUUGAACCUGGUCGGACCUCUACAAGCUGCUGAACUGCAGCGCUGCAUUCUCGCCGAUCUGGAGCAUUUGCAGGGAGAUUGCGUUGGCGAUGAGCCCUUCGGGUGCGCUCCGCUCGUAGACUGUGCACAUGCUGCUCACGAUCUGCUUGAAGCGCGCCUCUUCCUUACCUAG
Symbiodinium necroappetens is the source of this 4575-nucleotide messenger RNA. The record is from the annotation of a GenBank genome assembly. NCBI's taxonomy places the organism in Eukaryota, Dinophyceae, Suessiales, Symbiodiniaceae.